UCACUAUGUGAUAACCAAGCUCAGGAUCUUUCCCCGAAACCCUAGUCCUCCUGGGUUCACCACUGGUGGUGGUGGUGGAUGGGCAGAGACAGCCAGACCCCGGACACUGCCUGGCCCUCUCAACUCCCCACACCGUUCCUCCUGUAUCUCUGCCUCAUUCCCUCCUAUCCAUCUACCCACUUCCACAGCCCGCUCCAGGCUCUGGUCUCAUCUUCUUCCACUUGGACCACUGUUCCAGCCUAAGCUUCUCAUUCCUGGAUGCUAGAAGACCCUGUGGGACCAGGAGCGCCCCAUGACGGGAGUUCUGAGGAGCCUAGGGCCAUGGCGGACUCGAAGCUGCUGGUGCCGGAGCUACGCGAGGCAGAGAAGAUGGGCGCUGAGACCGCGCGUUUUGAGGAGCUGCUGCUGCAGGCCUCCAAGGAGCUCCAGCAAGCCCAGACAAGCAGACCAGAAUCUACACAGAUCCAACCGCAACCUGGUUUCUGCAUAAAGACCAACUCACCUGAAGGGAAGGUGUUCAUCAAUAUCUGUCACUCUCCUUCCAUCCCUCCUCCGGCUGACGUGACUGAGGACGAGCUGCUUCAAAUGCUGGAGGAAGACCAAGCUGGGUUUCGCAUCCCCAUGAGUCUGGGAGAGCCUCAUGCUGAACUGGAUGCAAAAGGCCAGGGUUGUACCGCCUACGACGUAGCUGUCAACAGCGACUUCUACCGGAGGAUGCAGAACAGCGAUUUCUUGCGAGAGCUGGUGGUCACCAUUGCCAGGGAGGGCCUUGAGGACAAAUACAGCCUGCAGCUGAAUCCAGAGUGGCGCAUGUUGAAGAACCGGCCUUUCCUGGGCUCCAUCUCCCAGCAAAAUAUCCGCUCCCAGCAGCGUCCUCGGAUCCAGGAGCUGGGAAACCUGUAUAUUCCUCACUCCCUGAGACCUGAGGAAGGCCCAGAGAAGCCUCACCUGAACCUUUGGCUAGAAGCCCCUGACCUCCUCUUGGCUGAAAUUGACCUCCCCAAACUGGAUGGAGCUCUGGGGCUGUCGCUGGAGAUUGGGGAGAACCGCCUGGUGAUAGGGGGCCCCCAGCAGCUGUACCAUCUGGAUGCCUAUAUCCCCCUGCGGAUCAACUCUGAGGAGAGCAAGGCAGCCUUCCAUUGGAAGAGAAAGCAAUUGAUGGUGGCCAUGCCCCUUCUGUCUGUGGCUUCUUGACUGGGUUUUUUCCUGUGCUUCCAAGUGGAGAGAAGAGGCUGGCGGGGGCUUCUCUGAAAUUGAAAUAAAAGAUUUUUGCCUUU
Molecule: messenger RNA, 1277 nt
Organism: Ailuropoda melanoleuca (giant panda)
Lineage: Eukaryota; Metazoa; Chordata; Mammalia; Carnivora; Ursidae
Gene: PIH1D1
Product: PIH1 domain containing 1
Exons: 10
Coding region: 259-1194 (311 amino acids)
Biological process (GO): rRNA processing; box C/D snoRNP assembly
Cellular component (GO): cytoplasm; ribonucleoprotein complex; R2TP complex
Source: RefSeq, a predicted model, not a curated record